UUUUAUUUUAUUUUUUUCUAUUUCUUUUUUUUUAAAAAAAAAAAAAUAGUAAAAGUCAAGAAAAUAGAUCUUUAUUGUUUCCUAUAGAAUGGAAGAAGACUGUUUAAUUUUACAUUAUCAUGAUAUCGUUAUCCGUCAAUCUGAUUUAGAUACUUUAGCACCAGGUCAAUGGUUAAAUGAUACGAUGAUAGCAUUUCAUAUGGAGUUCUUGGAAAGAACAUUUGUACCAAAGGAUGCAAACUAUUUGUUUUUAAGGCCUGGUAUGGUUCAUUUAAUUACUUUUGCUCAAGGGGAUGUCAUGCAGUUAGUAUCUGCUUUGCCACCUAAUAUGGAUAAAUAUGAAGCUAUAUUCAUUCCUAUUAAUGAUGGGAAACCUUAUGAGGCAUACAGUGGAACACAUUGGUCACUUAUGGUUUAUAUUCGUCAAGUCAAUUCUUUUUAUUAUUAUGACACACUUAAAUUUAACAAUCUAAGGGAUGGUGAAAUGACAAGUAGAAGACUUCAACCUUUACUAAGACUUAAGGAACGAUCACAAUUUAUACCCAGUACAACACCACAACAAGGUAAUGGCUCUGAUUGUGGAGUAUCUGUAAUAGCUAUCAUUGAUUAUACAUUACACCAAUUACUUAAAAGUCGUGGACAAAAGGAACCUGUACAGUACAAUAAAAUUAUGAUGUUAAAGAGUAAACAUCUUUCUACACCUCAACAAGUAAGAGAUAAUAUAAAUGGUAUGAUUAAAAGACUUCAACAACGUUCAAAAUCUUCUCAUUGUUGUCAGUCUCAUCACAAGUUAAACUCUAUAAUGACAACAAAUGAUCUUAAUACCAUUUCUUCUUCUUCUUCUUCAACUACCUCUUUAUCCACUUUUACUUCUAACAAGUCAUAAUAAAUAAAACUCCAUUUUAAUUAUCCAAUCAAA
Molecule: messenger RNA, 919 nt
Organism: Cokeromyces recurvatus
Lineage: Eukaryota; Fungi; Mucoromycota; Mucoromycetes; Mucorales; Mucoraceae
Exons: 4
Coding region: 89-886 (265 amino acids)
Biological process (GO): proteolysis
Molecular function (GO): deNEDDylase activity; cysteine-type peptidase activity
Source: RefSeq, a predicted model, not a curated record